AGUGCAAUCCGGGUUACCCGCGGAGUUCGGCAAAGGAAAUCUUCAGCUAGCUCGGGAGCGAGGAGCGAGCAGGAGAAGCGGCUCCCAAUCCCCGCGCUCACGCCCGCCUACUCCCUGGGCGGGCCGAAGUAUCACGUUUGCAAUCGCUCAGGAAGCAUCCGGCCCGUCUCCGGGGCCAGCGGGGCUGCGGUAGCUGCUGCUUAUCGGAGGCGAUGCCGAGGGGGCAUGCUGCUUGCUAGGCAGCACCCCUCCGGGAUCCGACUGCAUUAGUUAGCUAUCUCUGUCACCUGAAGCAACCGCCAGGUCGCCGGUUCCCCGUUCGGACCAGCCAGCGCUCCCCAGGAGUCUCAUUGGAACAGAACCAUGGGGCAUCCCCCACUGGAGUUCAGCGAUUGCUACCUGGACAGCCCCGAUUUCCGCGAGAGGCUCAAGUGUUAUGAGCAGGAGCUGGAGAGGACCAAUAAAUUCAUCAAAGACGUGAUCAAAGACGGCAACGCGCUUAUCAGCGCUAUGAGAAAUUACUCUUCUGCUGUUCAGAAAUUUUCUCAGACGCUGCAGACAUUUCAGUUUGAUUUCAUUGGAGACACUCUGACUGAUGAUGAGAUUAACAUCGCUGAAUCCUUCAAGGAAUUUGCUGAAUUGCUCAAUGAAGUAGAAAACGAGAGGAUGAUGAUGGUGCACAAUGCUAGUGAUUUGCUGAUAAAACCCCUGGAAAAUUUCCGGAAGGACCAAAUAGGCUUUACCAAGGAGCGGAAAAAGAAAUUUGAAAAAGAUGGUGAGAGGUUUUAUUCUUUGCUGGACCGGCACUUACAUCUGUCUUCCAAAAAGAAAGAGUCCCAGUUACAAGAGGCAGACCUUCAGGUGGACAAAGAGAGACAAAAUUUCUUCGAGUCCUCCCUUGAUUAUGUUUAUCAAAUCCAGGAAGUUCAAGAGUCCAAGAAGUUCAAUAUCGUGGAGCCAGUCUUGGCCUUUCUUCAUAGCCUCUUCAUUUCUAACAGCUUGACUGUGGAGCUCACACAGGAUUUCCUCCCAUACAAACAGCAGCUCCAGCUCAGUUUGCAGAAUACAAGAAAUCAUUUCUCCAGUACCCGGCAAGAGAUGGAAGAACUUAAGAAAAGGAUGAAAGAAGCUCCACAGACAUGCAAACUUCCAGGACAACCAACCAUUGAAGGCUAUCUCUAUACGCAAGAGAAAUGGGCUUUGGGAAUAUCCUGGGUGAAAUACUAUUGCCGGUAUGAGAAAGAGACCAAAACACUCACCAUGACACCUAUGGAGCAGAAGCCAGGUGCUAAGCAGGGGCCCUUGGACUUAACCCUGAAGUACUGCGUGAGAAGGAAGACGGAGUCUAUUGACAAGAGGUUCUGUUUUGAUAUAGAAACUAAUGAAAGGCCAGGAACCAUCACUCUGCAGGCCCUUUCAGAAGCUAACAGAAGGCUGUGGAUGGAAGCCAUGGAUGGGAAAGAACCUAUCUACCACAGCCCCAUAACGAAACAGGAAGAAAUGGAGCUGAAUGAGGUGGGGUUCAAGUUUGUUAGGAAGUGCAUCAAUAUCAUUGAGACCAAAGGGAUCAAGAUGGAGGGCUUGUACCGCACAGUGGGCAGCAAUAUCCAGGUUCAGAAGCUGCUGAAUGCCUUUUUUGGUAGCAAUUUUACUUUCAUAAUUCUUACUGGGAGUAGUUUAUGU
Galeopterus variegatus (Sunda flying lemur) is the source of this 1683-nucleotide messenger RNA. RefSeq names its product oligophrenin 1 (gene OPHN1). Gene Ontology annotation, molecular function: protein binding; GTPase activator activity. Gene Ontology annotation, cellular component: cytoplasm. Lineage: Eukaryota; Metazoa; Chordata; Mammalia; Dermoptera; Cynocephalidae. The transcript is spliced from 15 exons. The annotation marks the transcript as partial. Gene Ontology annotation, biological process: signal transduction. The record is from RefSeq and is a predicted model, not a curated record.